AAAUGCAUGUGGACAUAGAUGAGAGUAUGUAUAGCAUAAUACAGCCCGUCAGCAUGAUCUAACUCUACAAACUACAGCCAAAGAGAAGCUGAAAAGGAUCUAUGACAGGCUGUGUACUGAUAAUGCAGCCGUAUCAGCCGAACAGGACUCUGGAGAUAGUGUUUCUGAGCUACCGGAAUGGAGACCAGCCGUUUACAGAAAGUGUGUUUAUAAGUGGCUAUGCUGUGGUGGCUGGUGCUGCAGAAAGACUUGUGCUUGGAUAUGACAGCUUUGGGAACAUAUGUGGUCGGAAGAACACUCCUGUAGAAGGGGCAAAUCUUUCUGGAUUGGACAUGACUAAUAAAAAGUAUGUGUUCUUUCUGAAUUCAUGCAGCCUGGAAAUACAAAGCCCCAAAAUCAGUUCACUUUCCUUGUGCGUGUCAAGUUGUCCACAACAGCAACUCAACUCUUUGGAAGAUCUACAGAGUUUUGCAAGGAAUAAUGGUUCUUUCCUUUGUGUUUACAGCCUGAAUGUUUCCAGUUACACAGUAAAUCCAAAGGCAGCUCAGCUGUGUCCUACACUGCCAGUUCCACCAACUAAAUCCUUUCCAUUAUUUAAUCGCUGUGUUCCACAAAAUCCUGAAUGUUAUUCCAAAUAUGCAUCUGUCCUCAUAAGUAUGGUUAAUGAAAUGGAUGUUUUUCACCGAAUUCUGAGUGGAAUAUUGGCAGGAAGAGAUACUGUGAUAGGACUGAGUGUCCUUGCACUAGCCUUCUCUUUGAUACUGGUUUUAGCCUUCAGAUUCAUUCAGACCCUCUUCAUCCAUACUCUGAUUGCACUGGUUGUGUUUGGGUUGUUGUUUGUGUCAGGUGUGCUCUGGUGGCUCCAUUACGACUACAGGAAUGACCCCAGCACUGAACUGGAAACAGAAAAGGAAAAUGUAAAAUUCCUACUUGGAUAUGCCAUCUUCUCAACAAUCAUCACUGUUGUUCUGCUCUCCCUUAUAUAUGUACUAAGAAAGAGGCUUCCUUUCUCUGUUCAGCUCUUUAGAAUUGUUGGCAAAAUCAUUGGCAGAAUUCCUUUCCUCCUGUUCCAGCCACUCUGGACUUUUCUGAUUCUCAUUGUGUUCUGGGUAUUUUGGGUUGCUGUACUGCUUAGCUUAGGAACUGCAGGUACUGCACAGGCCACUUCAGGAGGACAAGUAGAAUACAGAGCUCUGUCUGGAAUUUGCUACAUGGCAUGGUAUCAUUUCGUUGGCCUUAUCUGGACUAGUGAAUUCAUUCUUACCUGUCAGCAAAUGGUCAUUGCUGGGGCAGUGGUUACUUGUUAUUUCAACAGAAAUAAAAAUAACCCACCACCUCACCCAGUCCUGUCAUCCAUAUCAGUGCUUUUCUGCUACCAUCUAGGAACUGCUGUAAAAGGCUCAUUUCUAAUCACAAUACUGAGAAUACCAAGGAUUGUUCUCUUGUACCUUUGCAACAUCCUAAACCAAAAGAAGAAUGCAAAGCACCUGUUUGACUGCUGUUCCUGCUGGGUUUGCUUCCCGAAAAGUUGCUUAAGAUACUUUAACCAGCAUGCAUACACAACUACAGCCAUAAAUGGGACAAAUUUUUGUACAUCAGCAAAGGAUGCUGUCUGUAUUUUGGCAAGGAAUUCUGCUAAACUUGCAUCCAUUAGCUGCUUUGGAGAUUUUCUCCUAUUUUUAGGAAAGGUGUUUGUUGUGUGCUUCACUGUUUUUGGGGGAUUGAUGGCAUUUAACUACCACCGGGAGUUGCAAGCUUGGGUGGUUCCUCUGUUGCUGGUUGGAUUUUUUGCCUACCUGAUGUCCCACAGCCUUCUGUCUGUGUUUGAAGUGACAGCAGAUGCCAUGUUCCUUUGCUUUGCUAUUGAUAUGGAAACAAAUGAUGGAACUGCAGAGAAGCCAUACUUUGUGGAUCAGGAGCUGCUGACCUUUGUGAGUCAGAGUAACAAGUUAACAGAAGGGCGAAACCACAGAAACACAAGACCAUUCCAGGAUAAUGAAGAUGGGACAGAGCUCCAGCCUAUGACUUGAAUGUGAAGUACACCAGGAGGUGUGGAAGGAGAGCAGCAAUAGCACAAACAGUCAUAUCAGCAAAGGUUACCAAUAGCCCAGGACAAAGUAUUAGCUCCCUAAAUCUGUUGUAUCUUCUGCACUGAUAAAAUGACACACAAUCUGUUUGUAUCAAUAAAAUAUUUUGUGUGUCAUCACAUCUGAUUUUUAUUACUACAUUUGUUGUGAUGGUCUGAAAGUUGAUAAUAAACUCACUCUUUGUAAAUUUC
Melospiza melodia melodia is the source of this 2278-nucleotide messenger RNA. It is a transcript of the gene SLC44A3, whose product is annotated as solute carrier family 44 member 3. The transcript has 16 exons. Gene Ontology annotation, biological process: transmembrane transport. Bases 102 to 2030 code for a protein of 642 amino acids. Lineage: Eukaryota; Metazoa; Chordata; Aves; Passeriformes; Passerellidae. Gene Ontology annotation, molecular function: transmembrane transporter activity. The record is from RefSeq and is a predicted model, not a curated record.